Molecule: messenger RNA, 1887 nt
Organism: Penicillium riverlandense
Lineage: Eukaryota; Fungi; Ascomycota; Eurotiomycetes; Eurotiales; Aspergillaceae
Product: putative monooxygenase
Exons: 6
Coding region: 1-1887 (628 amino acids)
Biological process (GO): 3-(3-hydroxy)phenylpropionate catabolic process
Molecular function (GO): FAD binding; 3-(3-hydroxyphenyl)propionate hydroxylase activity
Source: RefSeq, a predicted model, not a curated record
AUGGCUGAUCUCAACUGCGAAACCACCGACGUGGUGAUAUGCGGCUGCGGACCCACGGGGGCCAUGCUGUCUGCGUAUUUGGGUCGGAUGAGAAUUCGCAAUAUCGUGCUGGAGAAAGGAGAAAGGAUUACAACAGACCCGAGAGGUAUCGCGCUUGAUGAAGAUGGGAUUCGUCUGCUGCAGGGUAUAGGGCUGUACCCGUCUAUCUAUAAAGAGAUUGGAACCUGUAUGCACACUUUCAAGUUCAUUGGGGGAACAAAUCCCGUUCUGGAUAAGAAGGCGUUUAUGGAAAUGGAUUACGGGACGACAGAAGGUGGGACAGGACAUGUAGGAUUUAUCUGCCACAAACAGCCUACACUGGAGAAGAGCCUUCGGCAAGCAAUGGCAUCAUCUUCAUCCUGUGAACUACGCUCUGGGUGCACGGUGACCGGCCUAUCCGAAGAUGAAGAUGGUGUAAUAUGCCAGUAUCGCGAUCCCCAAGGAAUUGAGCACUGCAUUCGUUCACGCUUUUUUGUUGGUGCCGAUGGAAAGACUGGGUUCACAAGAAAACAAUAUCUCGAGGCGCGAGGGAUAACUAUGGACCAGGCUCAUAGCGCCUUCUAUGAAGAGACGUGGGUAGCUCUAAACUGGAAAAUCGAUCUCCCCAACGAGAAAACCCACCCCGAUUUCCCUCUUUGGAAGAUGGGUUACACACCUGAACAGGUGUAUGAGCUAUUUUUCCCAUUAAAUUUCCGAUUCAUCUGCAAUCCCAACAGACCUUCUGUUUGUGGACGCUUUGGACUGCCGGCCGAUAGGCUGUGGCGCUUUGAGUUUGUGGUUUUGAAAGACGAGGACGGUGACAAGAUGGCUGAACCUGAGAUGAUGAAGAAGGUAGUCUUUCCCUAUAUCACACAUUCGGGAAGUCGAUAUGGACUUUCAUACGAUAUCGCUUAUCCAGAAGACUGCAUCACGGUCCUUCGAUGCCGCCCAUUCCGUUUCUCCGCUCGCAGCUGCAACAGAUGGUCUAACGGCCGUGUCAUCCUAUGUGGCGAUUCCGCACACGUAUUUCCUCCCUUCGGCGGUCAAGGCAUCGCCUCCGGCUUCCGCGACGCAGCCUCCCUAGCCUGGCGCCUCGCCCUCCUCUGUCGUGACACAACUCCAUCCAAGAGUUUACUUUCUCACGAGAAAGUCUUGGAAGCAUGGUACAUGGAACGCAAGCAGCAGCUGGAAAGGUCCCUAGCAAGCACGAUCGAAAACGGACGGUUCGUAACAGAAGGCAACCCCGUGAAAAUCUUCCUGCGCAAUCUAUACCUGUGGAUCGUGCAACUAGUCCCCAGCUGGAGACACGAUCUCCGACUUGGUCGGCGGAAGGAGGGUAUGGUGCGGUAUAAGCAUUUUGAUGGAAUGCCGUUUCUGCCGGAGCUCAAUGGGGGCUUGUCUCUUCCGCAGGUUUAUUGCACUGCUGUUAAUAAGGCAGAUGCUGAGAUCCAGUUUACGGAUGAUGUGAUAUUUGCAGCGCAUAAAGAAUGCCUGUUUCAGCUUCUUGUCUAUGUCAAAACGUUAGAUGAAAUGGCGGAUGCGAAACAAGUCAUUUCUGAUAUUGAUGAUAUAUCGAAUGGCGAGAUUCGGGCUUCUGAAGCGACAUUCCUGGUUGAGGAUCUCUUCUCUACCUCCACCGGGAUGGAUGAUGGUGUGUUCCGGCUUGCUACUGGUGAUGAGUUUGCGCAGUCCUUGCUAUGUGAGGGACGGCCAGCGCCGCAGUUCUAUGACCCUUAUUCCCUUGGAAAGGAGCUAAAUGGGACGCGGUUUGUCAUUGUGCGUCCAGAUCGAUUUAUUUUCGCUGCUUGUAAUAGCAGAGAAGAUCUAAGACAAUCGGCGAGAUGUGUGGUCUCGUUUCUCCAGGGGUAA